CCCGCGAUUCGCCCUCCGAAGCAGAGUGGCGCCAGAGCGUCUUUAACCCAGGUCUAUUGACAGUCAAACAAGUGUUGUGUUCCAUUUCUGCAGCUAAUGAAUCAAAACCAAAACAAUGAAGGCGAUUAUUCAGAGGGUAAACAGAGCGUUUGUGACAGUGGGAGAGGAGCAGGUCAGUUCGAUUGGACGAGGACUGUGCGUUCUGCUGGGUAUUUCUGCAGAGGACACCCAGAGAGAUGCAGACUACAUGAUACGCAAGAUCCUGAACCUUCGGCUCUUUGAGGACGAGAAUGGCCGAGCGUGGAGUAAAAGUGUGAUGGAGCGAGACCUGGAAGUGCUGUGCGUGAGUCAGUUCACUCUUCAGUGUAUACUGAAGGGCAACAAGCCGGACUUUCACUCGGCCAUGCCGGCUGAGCUCGCUCAGCCUUUCUACAACAGCAUUCUGGAGAACAUGAGGAGUGUCUACAAACCCGAGCUGAUCAAAGAUGGGAAGUUUGGAGCGUACAUGCAGGUGCACAUCCAAAACGAUGGACCUGUGACCAUUGAGCUGAGCUCCCCUGCUGCUCCCACGGACCCAAAACAGCUGUCAAAGCAAGAGAAGCAGCAGCAGAGGAAAGAGAAGACACGCUCCAAAGGCCCUUCAGAAUCCGGCAAGGAGAAGGGAUUAGUGCGUUCCCGACCGGACCCAAACGCCAGCAGUGGAGCCGAGGGAGACGUGUCGUCAGAGAGGGAAUCCUAGGUUAACAGGUUUCAGUGGCUACAGACAGUGAAAUAGACAAUAAAAGCCACUGAUAUGAAACCAGCUUCCUCAGGAUGGUUGGAAUUCUCACCGGCUGUUUCCUGAUUGUGAACUUGUCUAUGUGGAAAUUAGCAGAAUCGGGACCUUGUGUCCUGUCCCUGGUGUUGGUGGACACAGCUUUAAGCACUGAACACACCUGCUGAAGUACAAACCAAGGGGGCGACAGAACGAGGGGUGGAACUGUCAGCGAGCACCCUCGAAACAUGAGGGAUUUGUACUGAAACCAAAAUUAGGAGCACUAUGUUUACAGGCACCUUUAGCUUUUUUUUCUCUUUAUUUGCCCUCCUUGUCUUUUACCUGCUGUCUUCCUCCACCUCUCUCUGUCUACAUGCUCCUGACACCCCCCAGAGGACGAGAGUUUUAAUCAUGGUUUGGUAAAAGUUAAACACCUUGGAUAAAAUGCUUCA
Cynoglossus semilaevis (tongue sole) is the source of this 1206-nucleotide messenger RNA. RefSeq names its product D-aminoacyl-tRNA deacylase 1 (gene dtd1). Gene Ontology annotation, molecular function: D-tyrosyl-tRNA(Tyr) deacylase activity. The coding region runs from base 116 to 739 and encodes 207 amino acids. The transcript has 6 exons. Gene Ontology annotation, cellular component: cytoplasm. The record is from RefSeq and is a predicted model, not a curated record. Gene Ontology annotation, biological process: tRNA metabolic process. Lineage: Eukaryota; Metazoa; Chordata; Actinopteri; Pleuronectiformes; Cynoglossidae.